CAAUGGUCUAUAAAUUUGGAUACAGAAUCCUGUACCCAGAACAAGCAAAUUCAAUCAAUAGCAUUUCGCAUUGAACGGAAAUGGUGAGGUUUCCAAUCUAUAUCUUGUUAUUUCCUAUUGUUUUCAAUCUUUUAGUUAUAUCCACUGGUUUAUCAUUAGCUGAACUUGAAUCAAAAGUACUAUUUAGCUGGAAAACCAGUAUGAAAGCCUCCAAUUUGGAUUCUUGGUUACUCGACACCGACAAUGAGACCAGCCAUUGCAGGUGGGCAGGUGUUCAAUGCGAUAAUGAUGGAAGUGUAAUUGAGAUAAACCUUUCAAAUUUCAGUUUGAACGGUACUCUCGAUGAAUUAAACUUCUUGUCAUUACCCUAUUUAACCCACCUCAAUCUUAGUUUGAACAAUCUUCAAGGUAAAAUCCCCAAGUCCAUUGGCAACCUUUUGAAGCUCAAUGUCUUGGAUUUAGGUAUCAACAUGUUUACGGGUUCGGUGUCAGUGGAGAUUGGCAAUCUCACAGAGCUUCAUAGCAUUUCUCUUAGAAGCAACAACCUCUCCGGCCCGAUCCCUUAUCUGCUAGGUCAACUGAAAAAGGGCGAUAUGACGAUUCUAACCUCAAGCUACCUGGGCACUACUCCUAAAGCUGGGGCACUGGCUCUAAAGCUAGGGCACUGUGCUAUUACUGAGAAACAUAAAAAAAAAAAAAAUUCAAAUGCAGGAUCGAAGAAUGGAAUCCUUGAAUUGAGAGGCAAUUUUGGGAAAAUAAAAAAAGGUUCAGUUCCUCAUGAUGUUGGCUUAAUCUCUGGUCUCAAAGCACUACACCUGAGUGGAAAUGAUAUUUUGGGUGGACCUAUCCCAUCAUCUCUCGGACAACUUCGAGCUCUUGAGCAUCUAGACCUUUCCACGUGUGGGUUGAAUUCUGGCAUACCAUCUCAGCUUGGGUUUUGCACAAACCUAAAACACUUAUAUUUGUCUGGAAAUAAUAUAAAAGGUUCUUUACCACCAUCUCUUGCUGCAUUGAGUAGAAUUUUUGAGUUCUAUAUUGAUGGGAAUAUAAUCAUUGGUGCCAUUCCUGGGUGGAUUUUCACUAAUUGGACUAAUCUAAGAAGCUUGAGUCUCAGAGAAAACUCAUUCAUCGAACCAAUCCCCCCAGAAAGUGGUCUUCUCAAGAACCUUCGUUGGCUAGAAAUAUCUUCGAAUACGUUUUCUGGACAUAUCCCUUUGCUAAUAGGGAAUCUAACAAAUCUUGAAAUCUUGAAUCUUUUCAGUAACAAGCUCAAUGGUUCACUCCCUUCCUCAAUUGGAAAUCUUUGCAAACUUCGUUACUUAUUCCUAUCUGGCAACCAUCUCACAGGUUCUCUUCCGUCAGAACUGUGGAACCUUGAAGCCAUUAAGGUCUUAGAUGUAUGCUCAAAUAUUUUCAAGGCAACGAGUCAAAAAACUCACGACACUUCAUGAACACGAGUUGUCUCAAAUUUCCGAAUCAGGAUCCAUCCCCAACUCCAUAGGAGAUUUGGUGAAUUUGAGUGUGCUUGAUCUUGCUGGAAAUAAAUUGAUGGGGCCUAUUCCAA
Messenger RNA from Amborella trichopoda, 1564 nucleotides. The record is from RefSeq and is a predicted model, not a curated record. Lineage: Eukaryota; Viridiplantae; Streptophyta; Magnoliopsida; Amborellales; Amborellaceae.